AUGGCAGCGCGGAAGCCGGUCUUCAACCAGCACGUCCUCCUUGAUACCACGCCGCUACCGGACACGCUUCCCAAGGUCAAGGAGAUCGGCGCCAGCUCUGCCCCUCUUCUCUCAGCCUCUUUUUUCAUCGGCGCACGAUGCAGAGAUUACAAUGACGACUUUAUGCAAUGCAAGACACAGCACCCCGGUCAAGGUGAAUUCGAGUGCUUGAAAGAGGGGCGGAGGGUGACCAGAUGCGCGCGGAGUGUACUCGAAGACAUCAACAAGUCCUGUCUCGAGCAGUUCCGUGCCCACUGGCAAUGCCUAGAGAAUAAUAACCAACAGCUUUGGCAAUGCCGGCCAGCCGAGUGGAAGCUAAACAAGUGUGUCUACGAGAACCUGAACCUAGAGAAGGUCAUCCCCGAUCAGCCCAAACAAUCGACCCCUGUGCACUUAAGGACGAAGCAGAUCUUUGCCCAUAACUCCAUUCCUCCUUGGGAGAAGCCAUUUAUUCCGGGGAAGUCUGAUGCUGCGGAGGCGUCUUGA
Messenger RNA from Canariomyces notabilis, 525 nucleotides. RefSeq names its product NADH dehydrogenase, alpha subcomplex, subunit 8. The transcript has 4 exons. Lineage: Eukaryota; Fungi; Ascomycota; Sordariomycetes; Sordariales; Chaetomiaceae. Bases 1 to 525 code for a protein of 174 amino acids. Gene Ontology annotation, biological process: mitochondrial electron transport, NADH to ubiquinone. The record is from RefSeq and is a predicted model, not a curated record.